Bombus huntii is the source of this 3933-nucleotide messenger RNA. RefSeq names its product glutamate-gated chloride channel (gene GluClalpha). Gene Ontology annotation, molecular function: neurotransmitter receptor activity; extracellular ligand-gated monoatomic ion channel activity; transmembrane signaling receptor activity. Gene Ontology annotation, biological process: chemical synaptic transmission; regulation of membrane potential; nervous system process. Bases 442 to 1836 code for a protein of 464 amino acids. Gene Ontology annotation, cellular component: membrane; synapse; neuron projection. The transcript has 13 exons. The record is from RefSeq and is a predicted model, not a curated record. Lineage: Eukaryota; Metazoa; Arthropoda; Insecta; Hymenoptera; Apidae.
UGUGGCAUACAGCUGAUAACCCGUUGAUGUAUACUUUUAUUGCUCGUGAACCGUGUUCGAACCGAUGCAUAUAUUAAAUUUUGUUGAAUAUUUUAAGACGAAUUUAAUUUAAAAUUCUCGUUAAAACCGAGCUCAAAACAUUCCCGAUUAAGUUUAUACGAGAAACUAAAUGAUUAACUUUGAUAGAGUCAGCCAAUUUGACUUUUACGUGGCUCGUAUAAAUUCCUAAUAAAAGUUAGAAAUCGAAAUAUUUAUAUUUUCCGAUCGAAUUGAAGAUAAUAUAAAACUUUUUCUUCGUUUUAAUAAGUCUUUUCUAAGGGGAUCCAAAAGUAGAAAACAUGCAUAGGAAUUAUUUUAUCGAUUCAAAUAUUUCUUUUGUCAGAAUUAUUGCUAUUUAACCUACUAGACCAUACUUCAAUCACGAAUGAAAACGCUGCCGCAAUGUGGCCUGGAGUAUUGAAGUUAUUGGUGUUACUAACAUUCUUGCUACAUCUAUCAAGAUGUGCGCAGAUGCAGAAAAAGGUGGUGAAUUUCCGGGAAAAGGAGAAGGAAGUGUUAGACGACAUUCUAGGACCAGGACGGUACGACGCGCGUAUCCGGCCCAGUGGAGAAAAUGGAACAGAUGGGCCGGCCAUUGUCCGGGUAAACCUGUUUGUGCGAAGCAUUGCGACAAUUAGUGACAUCAAGAUGGAGUACUCUGUACAGUUAACAUUCCGGGAACAAUGGCUGGAUGAACGAUUAAGAUUUAGUGAUUUUAAAGGUCGUCUAAAAUAUUUGACAUUGACGGAUGCAAGUCGCGUUUGGAUGCCAGAUCUGUUCUUUUCGAACGAGAAAGAAGGACAUUUUCACAACAUUAUUAUGCCGAAUGUGUACAUUCGUAUUUUUCCCAAUGGUUUCGUUCUAUACAGUAUACGAAUAUCCCUAACAUUAUCAUGCCCGAUGAAUUUAAAAUUAUACCCCUUGGAUCGACAAGUUUGCUCGUUGCGUAUGGCAAGUUAUGGUUGGACAACCGAUGAUUUGGUUUUCCUGUGGAAAGAAGGAGAUCCUGUCCAAGUUGUUAAAAACCUACACCUGCCUCGGUUCACGUUGGAGAAAUUUUAUACCGAUUAUUGUAAUAGCAAGACGAAUACUGGAGAAUACAGCUGCCUGAAAGUUGACUUGCUGUUCAAGAGAGAAUUCAGUUACUAUCUUAUUCAAAUCUACAUCCCCUGCUGUAUGCUUGUAAUUGUAUCCUGGGUAUCGUUCUGGCUCGAUCAAAGUGCUGUACCAGCUCGAGUUUCACUUGGUGUUACUACCUUGUUGACGAUGGCUACGCAGACGUCAGGAAUAAAUGCCUCACUGCCACCGGUCUCUUAUACAAAGGCUAUCGAUAUUUGGACAGGCGUAUGCUUGACUUUCGUAUUCGGCGCUCUCCUCGAAUUUGCCCUAGUAAAUUACGCGUCGCGGAGCGAUAUGCACAGCGAUAACAUAGAGAAAAAGUAUCCACCGUCUGAAACCGAACAAUCCACGUCGAUGGAUUUACCCUCUGAUCAAGUCGAACCAGAUAAUUCGUCAAAUUUCGCUAUGACCGGAUAUGAUGGACCACUUCAACAUUCUCUACAGAAACCUCUGGUUCGACAACCGGAGGACACUAUGUCGAUGGAUAGGAUGGAGCACUGCGAAUUACAUAUGCAACCACGAAAAAAAAACUGCUGCAGGUCGUGGCUGUCCAAGUUCCCGACGAGGUCCAAGCGCAUCGACGUCAUCUCACGGAUCUUCUUCCCCAUCGUAUUCGCUUUCUUCAAUCUCGCGUACUGGUCCGCGUACCUGUUUCGGAAGGAAGAGCAAGACGAGUAAAUGUCGACGAGGAAGCGCUCGGAUCAAGGGACGUGGCUCGCGGCCAUUCCCAGUAUACUUACACCACAACUACCACCACCGGUAAACCUUAUCAUCGUUCGCGUUCUCGUCGACUACAUCCAGACCAUCAGCAACCUCGUCAACCGCCCCAUGACUGUCGCCUGCAUCGGCAUUAUCCCCAACGCAGUAACAUCCAGCAACAACAGCCGCAACAACAUCUGCAGCAGCAGCAUCAUCAUCAUCAUCAUCAGCAGCAACAGCAGCAGCCGCCGCCACCACCUCCGGCUCCACCGACACAAUAUCAAACGUUACCCUCGAACCAUAGACACAAACACCAUCCACGUUAUUAUCUUUAUCAACCGCAUCAGCCGAGAUCCGCGUCGUUCUCGUCGUUACACAACGUGGUCGAAGGUAGCAGUAGAUGUUCGUCGUUACCGAGGGGUUCGCGGUAUUCGUUGAAAAGCCCUGCGAGAUCCUCGCCUUCGCCCUCGCCCUCGCCCUCGCCCUCGCCCACACCCUCCCCGUCGCCCACUACGUCUCGCAGAGUGACACCGUCACCGCCCGCGGCGACUGUUCGAACAAUCCCGCCCCAAGAUAUCCGCCGUUUCCAACGACAUCCGCUUCCCCGUACCGAGCGGUGCUGUUGGGGUCUUCUACCGCGACGUUGGUUCACCUGUCGAGCGAAAGGUACUGCAGGGAUUGACUUUGUCUCGCGUAUCGCUUUCCCUCUCAUGUUCAUCCUGUUUAAUCUGGGCUACUGGUCCACCUAUCUGUUCCAAGGUGACGAAGGCGAUUACAUGCAUAAGUAAAUUCGAAUUCUGACAUCUGUUUCACGCCUGUCAUCAACGGAUCGGACGAACGAGAGGAAAAGGUGAAUGUGCGAGCGACGUCAAGACCACGUCGUAUGCCGUGCUUCAAAGUCUGUCUGUAACUGCUGCCUCCAAGAAUCCUGUUCCCUGUAUCGCGACGAAUUUUCCUACGAUAUGCGUCAUCCAAUGUGUCAAUGUUCUUAUCGAGAGCGAGAGGGUGUGAAAGAGCGUGUAACGUUACAUCAGACGUUCUAGUAAUAUCAUCUUCGAUACACUAAAAGACGAUGCAGGGGACAAAGAUUCGCUCGAUGCUCGUUUCGACGAGAAAAGGAUAACCGUAGAGAGAGAGAGCGAAAAUAUCGGGAGGCAGAGCGUAUUCCGACAGAAGACUUUUUAAUAAUCCGUGCCUGAAGUUCGAUGACCAUAUUUUAAAGACCAAGGUAAGCGCAACGAAAUACGCAACGUUUGGUACGGUAGGGAGUAGUCGACGAGAUAUUAUAUUAUAUAUAAAUGAUAAUAUAUACAUAUAUAAUUAUAUAUAUUAUAUGUUAUAUAAUAUGUAAUAUGUAUGUGUAUUAUAUAUGUAUAUAUUACAUAACGAGACGCGAAAACGGGAAACGAACGUGGUGUAAGAAUUAUAAGCUCUUAUGAGACCGUAUACAUAUUAAUUAUACACAUAUAAACACUCCUCUGUAACAUAUUCGGAAGACCGCGUGCCACAGGAUGAUUAAUCAACGUAGUGGGCCCUGUAUAGCCACGGCCUGUUAACGAACUACUUGCGAAUAAAUUUAUAAAUAAUAUAACGUAAUUAUAAUUGACAAGUAAAAAAGAAAAAAAGUCGUUAAAUGCAACAAUGAUUCCUGUGUAUAAAAAGAAAAUCCUCAGUCUAAACGGAAUUAACGAGUCAAUGUUAAGCAUAUUAUUUAAAUAACCCGAUGAUUAACAUUGAUUCGAAUGCGAACCAAAAGAGAAGACAAAGACGUGAAAGAGAAAACGAUUAAAAAGAUAGAAGAAAAAAAAAAGCGAAAAAAAAAGAGUAAAAGAGAAAAGUAACGUUCUCGAGAGGACAAUUAGCUGAUAUUACGAGAAAAAUAUCGCAUUAUCACGAAGGAUUAUACCAUUUAGAUAUUAAUUAUCGAUCGAGGCGGUAGUAUUACACACGGACACGCGACAGACGACUCUCUCUUUCUCUUUCUCUCUCUCUCUCUCUCUCUCUCUCUCCCUUCCUCUCUUCUUCUUCUCUCUCUUUUUCACACGCACACACGCAUACACGUCACGCACACAGACA